Cimex lectularius (bed bug) is the source of this 4205-nucleotide messenger RNA. Its product is annotated as WD repeat-containing protein 11-like. The record is from RefSeq and is a predicted model, not a curated record. The transcript has 24 exons. Lineage: Eukaryota; Metazoa; Arthropoda; Insecta; Hemiptera; Cimicidae. The coding region runs from base 133 to 3669 and encodes 1178 amino acids. Gene Ontology annotation, molecular function: protein binding. Gene Ontology annotation, cellular component: cytoplasm.
UGUAAACGGUUAGUCAGACUCUUGGAUCGGACUUGUCAAAAGUUGAAGUGAACUUCAUCGGAUGAAGUCGAGCCGGACAGGCGACGUGUAUCAAUCGUGAUUUGGGCGUGAGGCCGUCUUUUGGUCCUGCUGAUGGAAAAGGAAGUGGACAAGGGGGAUGAAUCCCUCGUGGACACUGCCAGCAGCGGGCCCCAGCCUUCGGUCGACUCGGCCGAGGACGCCGAAUCCAGCCUGAAGAACGUCUCGCACCACCCGAUCGUGCCGAGGACUGUCAACGGGACCGCCUCUCUGCAGAACAAAGGCGCGGUCCAAUGGAAUGGUCAGGGGCUUUUGGCGUACGCGGCAAAUUGCACAGUGUUUGUUGUCGACACCAAGACAGUUCAAGUUGUGCAGACAUUAGAGUUUCACAAGUCUGUUGUAAAAAAGAUCCUCUGGGUACCGUAUGUAGACGUGAGAAACGACUCCAGCCCGUUAAUACAGCUUAUUACAUCGGAUGCAUCUGGCCAUGUUGUCCACUGGGACAUAUCCCUUCCAACUGUACUCGGUGCAAUGCAAGACGGAAAUAAGCCUGUAAUUGGUUUGGAGUGGGUUCCUGGAUGCGAGAAUGAUUUGAUUGCGGCUGCCCUUCACUCGCCGUACUUUCUCAUAAUAUGGGAUGUUAAAAAGCAGACGAAGAUUUGGAAGAAAAAUUUCACCGAUUCACUUCUCAGCUUUAGCUUCGACCCUUUUGACCGGACGAAAAUAGCAUUCCUGUGCCCGGAUUGCGUUUUGUUCAUCGACGAUUUUCAAGUUGGAAAAAUACCAGCGUCAAAUGGUCGCAAGUUUUACAUAUCGCACCCUGAACCCUUGACCGAUGAUGUAAUUAAAGGGAGGGACAGAUUGAAAAAACUGAUGAAGGGCCUUGUAGUUGGUGAAACAAAGCCAAAAUCAGACGAAGCGAUGACUAUAUCAGAAUGUUUACAACUUUCAUAUCAUAAAUCAAUGAGGCAUCAUUUGCUUUUGUUGUACCCAAGAGACAUCCUUCUAAUCGAUCUUCAAAUCAACCAGAUGAUUGGCAUCAUCCCUGUUGAGAGAACCAUGCCUCCUUUGAUUCAGGUUUAUUCAGCCCGACAGAGAGAUGUUCUCUACUGCCUCCACGAAUCUGGAAGUGUAAGUGUCAAAAUCAGAAAGAAGAACCAUCAAGCCCUUUCAAAAUCACCUAUGGACGCGGCUGCCGAGAGUCCCAAAUUGGAUUUUGGCUCGUAUUCGACUGAGAUGUUUGUCUGUUAUGAAAACAAGUGCCAGAGUGAAAUAGUGAGGCAAAUGAAAAGCAACAAAGUCCUUGGGAUAUCUGUGAAUCCUUCUAGUGAAAAACACAUUGCACUCUUCUUAAGCUCUGGUAAGAUCAUUUUUCUUGAACUCGAACAAGCUUCUCCCAGGAACAACAACAUUUCAAGAACAAUCACCGAACUGAUCACUCCAAAAACCCCUGACAACUCGAACUUCCGUUUACUAUCCAUGGCAGUUCUUUCCAACAUAAACGGGAACAUAACGAUAAUCAAGAUGUGCCCUCCGAGGACCAACAAAAACAAAGACGAUCACAUACCAUUUUUAGCUGUGGGCACGACUACUGGUUAUGUUUACAUAUACAAUCUAUCUAUAGGGACCGUUCACAAAGAAUUCGCCUUGCAUAAUUAUCCAGUGAGAGGUCUCGCAUGGACGGAUCUCACCAGCCUGAUAACUUACGCAUACUCUGAUGGAAGAAAAGUUAAAAAUGAGCUGUUCCUGACAGACAUCUGUACUGGGUAUUCUAUUCCAUUUAGGACAGACAAGUCCAAUGAAAAUCCUAUCAAUCUAGUCAGGGUUUCCCCACUAAGUAAAUAUUUUGUGAUUGCGAUUAAUUCCGGACCGUUUGAAUUGUGGGAUCUAUCAACUUUGACUUUACUAAGGACGAUGACAAAAAAGUUUCCCACAGUCGUAGCUCUGGAAUGGUCACCAAUUUACAGCUCAAAAUCAGUCCAGGCGAAAAAGGAAGUAGAAACAAAUUCAGGUCUUCCUCAGGUAAAAGAACAUCUUGUUAUUUCUGACAAUGAAAGUCAGCUGUACCAUUUUGCCGUGAAUGCUGAUGGGAUCAAGGAUGGAAUCAAAAUACCAGCCGUUAAUUCCAUGCCGAUAAUAUCAAUUGCUUUUAAAUCGAAUCAGCUGGUCAGGGCAGACAUAGAGGGUGUUUUGAGAAUAUGGGACUUGAAAACACGCCAGGCUAAGAAUGUACCGAUGAACCGUGGUCCCAUCCGGUACAUUCGUUUCGCACCUGGCAAAUUCAACAUGAAGCUUCUUGUUUUCUUUUCCGAUGGUUUUGAGAUAAUCAAGAUAAUCGAUGACAAAUCUGCUAAUCCAAGCCAGAAAGUAGCGAGUUUCAAGUUGAGCAAGGACAGUCCGAAGAUAAUCGACGUGGACUGGGCAAACUCUGAGUUUCCCGUAGUUGCCAUGGAGGAUGGUUCCAUAAGAAUACUGGACACAUAUUUAAUUUCCUCAGCUUCGCAGACCUGGGCUUACAGGCAUAAAGAUGAAAUUUGCAGUCCGACAUUGUUCCCGCCAAAAAUCAUAAAAAGCAUGCAGUUCCUUCUGUGCCUUCAGCAAUGGAAGGAUCAGCCGAAUUAUGAAAGCUUCAACUUCUACGAAGGAAUCUCUUCAGAAUACAUUCCAAGAAUAAAUACAUUUUUGUCGUUGUUGGAUAUCGGUUCAGAUUUCCCAAAUCUCAACAUUGCUGAAAAGUGCUUAAGAUUAGCCAGGCUGCUCGGGGACAGGCAGGAAAUCGAUUUAUGGGCUGUUGCAUUGCAUUACUUACAAGUUUACGCUGCAAGAAAACUAAGUGAAAACAAACAGGAAAUGAAUAAAAAUGAAGAAAUGGCCAACGUUAAAAACAUCAAUGAAAUAAACAACAUCGAGCCUCUCGACACGUGCUUUGACUAUUUAAUGGAUUCAUAUUCAUACCAGUUGAGGCAGUUAGAAAGGGUGAGUCUUCACGAGUGGAAGCGAGGCGAUUAUAGAUACACACAGAAAGUCGUCGAGAAGUUGAUUUUGCUCGGAGAAACAGACCGGGCCGUCCAACUCCUCUUGGAAACAGACAUUGACAAUCCUAAUUAUUAUAGCGACGCCAUGAAAGCUUGCCUUGUAGCAACAAUCCAACAAACUGGAGCUGCUCAAAGUACCAUUAAAUUGGUUGCAACAAAUUUGAUCGCAAACGGGAAAGUUUGGGAAGGUGUUCAGCUGCUUUGCUUGAUCGGUAAAGGUCUCAUUGGUUGUAAAUAUUUGGUUUCGUACGGCAUGUGGGAUUCUGCUGUCUGGCUGGCCAAAUCAAUCCUUCCGCCUGCUGAAACUCUAGAAAUCAUGAGCAAGUUUUCUGAGCACCUUCUGACACAGGGUGACAGCUUUUCAGCUGUAUUGGUCCAACUAUCGCAGAUGCAGUUCGAGUUGGCUAUACAGAUCUCUUACAAUCAGCGCCGAAUGCCUCAGGCCUUCCUGCUCCUCAUGUCCUGCAUACAUUUUGGAGUGAAAAUAAACAAGGAUUUAAGAAUCGCCGUACAAAAAGCUUUCAUAGACAAUCUUAAGCUGAUAGGUUAUCGCGAAGUUGAAAAGGAAUUGGGAGAGAAACUGUUGAAAUGUGAUGAUGAAGAUAAUCCUCGAUGAUCAACUCUUCCCGAAGACGUUCCAAAAUGACAUGUGGAUUUCUUUAAAAAAAAUUAAACAUUCCAGUUGACAAGACUGUUGAUAGAAAAGCAUGAUUGUCGAAAAGCGAGUUUUAAGCUUGGAAGGUAUUAUUUAAUUUCAUAAAAGCUUUAUUUUUAUAGGCGCCUUUUUCCAUGCGUCGGCUAGUUACCAUUUGAUACCAUUUAUUUUCUUUUUAACAAUAAUUAAAUCCCCUGGCAAACAAUAUUUUAGAACUCGGAAAAUAGGAGAUUCAAUUUGUGAUAUUGUAGUUUUAAUUAGGGGGAGAAAAAAAAAAAAACGUUCCAAUUGGGGAGAAAGUUAAAAGUUAAAAUGAGGAGAUAUUUUUGUGCCGUGAUCAAUGUGCAAUUAUAUAUAUAUAAUAUAUAUGUGUGAGUUAUAUAAGAAUGAGUUAUAUAAGGCUAUUUCUAUUUAUGCUAAAUUUAUUUAUACAAGCAUUGUAUAUUGCAUUGUAUUAUUUUAUUAAAUACAAUUGUAUAUACUGGUCUUAUAAAUCA